Messenger RNA from Helianthus annuus (common sunflower), 2697 nucleotides. Its product is annotated as auxin response factor 9. Gene Ontology annotation, molecular function: DNA binding; protein binding. The record is from RefSeq and is a predicted model, not a curated record. Gene Ontology annotation, biological process: regulation of DNA-templated transcription; response to hormone. The coding region runs from base 284 to 2185 and encodes 633 amino acids. Gene Ontology annotation, cellular component: nucleus. NCBI's taxonomy places the organism in Eukaryota, Viridiplantae, Streptophyta, Magnoliopsida, Asterales, Asteraceae. The transcript is spliced from 13 exons.
AACUUUUAGAGAGAGAACAUAUCAAGGCAUAUAUAUGUAUACAUCAUAUAUGUUUGCAGCUCUCUGUAACGCCGUUUCAACAUUCUAGUGAGAGAAACCACAAGAAUUUCAGCUUAAUUUCAACUCAAUUUCAUCUCUUCCGGUUUUCGGAUCCGUUAGGGUUUCAUCAACCAACUUCAAUUUCGUCAUAAAUGCGAAGAAUUUCUUAAUUUUGGAGGCUAAUUCUGCGGAAAUUAGGGUUUCAUAACACUUUUAUCCAGUUGAAGAGGCUCAAUUUGUCUCCAUGAUGAACCGAGGACCAUCGUUUCCCCCACUUGAAGAUCCACUGUAUAAGGAGCUAUGGAAGGCUUGUGCAGGGCCAUUAGUGGAUGUUCCAAGAGAUGGAGAGAGGGUUUUCUACUUUCCACAGGGUCAUAUGGAACAAUUGGAAGCAUCUAUGAAUCAGGAAUUAAAUCAAAGGAUUCCUCACUUUAACCUAAAAUCAAAGAUUCUUUGCCGUGUUGUUCAUACUCAGCUAUUGGCUGAACAAGACACGGAUGAAGUUUAUGCUCAAAUCACUUUACUUCCAGAGGCAGAUCAAAGUGAUCCGACGAGCCCGGAUGAAUGCAAACCGGAGCCUGCGAGGCCGACCGUACACUCGUUCUGCAAAGUCUUGACCGCUUCAGAUACGAGCACUCAUGGUGGGUUCUCGGUGCUCCGAAAGCAUGCAAAUGAGUGCUUACCUGCUUUGGACAUGACUCAAGCUACUCCUACACAAGAGUUAUCAGCCUACGAUCUACACAGAACCGAGUGGCGGUUCAAGCAUAUCUUCAGAGGUCAACCGCGAAGGCAUCUGCUUACAACAGGCUGGAGUACUUUCGUUACUAACAAGCGAUUAGUGGCUGGCGACUCAUUCGUAUUCCUUAGAGGGGGAAACGGCGAAUUACGCGUUGGAGUUAGACGUCAAGCUCGUCAACAAGCCUCUAUGCCAUCUUCGGUAAUUUCUAGCCAAAGCAUGCAUUUGGGCGUUCUUGCAACUGCAUCACAUGCGGUUUCAACUCUAACGCGGUUUGCGGUUUACUACAAACCAAGGACAAGUCAGUUCAUCAUAGGAUUAAACAAGUAUAUAGAAGCCGUAAACAAUUGUUUUACUAUUGGCAUGAGGUUUAAAAUGGGGUUUGAGGGCGAGGACUCUCCCGAAAGAAGGUUUACCGGUACAAUAAUUGGAGUCGAAGACAUAUCUCCUCAGUGGGAGGAUUCCAAGUGGCGUUCAUUAAAGGUUCAUUGGGAUGAACCUGCUUCGAUUACGAGACCGGAACGCGUUUCACCAUGGGAAAUCGAGACUUUUGUAGCUCCUAUUCCAACAAGCUUAUCUCAACCAGUUGCACCGAAAAGUAAAAGGCUUAGAACUCCAAUGGAGAUUUCUAAUCUUGAACCAGCGUUUUCAACCGUAUCGGCUCAGCUGAGUUCUACCCAUGACGGACAUAAUCCUAAUCACGGUGGUCUUUUAAGGACACAAAUGGAUACUGGUUGGUUAUCAUCUUCCCCUGUAAAAGCUUCACGAAGUAUUUACGGAGACGAAACCGAAGAUGGAAAAGGUCUAUCAUCUUGGUCGGUUCAUACAACUUGCUCGCCUCGUGAAUCGUUCAAACAGGCUAAAGAUUCAAUUCAAAGUCCACUUAGCGUUUCAAGUUGUAGAAUAUUUGGUUUCGACAUAAAGAUUCCUCCCAAAGCUGAUGACGAUAUCACACCGUCAAAAGCACCGUUAACACCGUCAGACGUGUUGUCAGCUGGAGUUUCGGAUAACAAGUCUGACCUGUCGAAAGAACACGCGAUUUUGCAAGUUUCACCGAAAGAAAUUCAAAGCAAACAAACAACCACUUCAACCCGGAGCCGUACCAAGGUUCAAAUGAAAGGGGUAGCAGUGGGCCGUGCGGUGGAUUUAACCGUGUUGAAUGGGUACGAUGAGCUAAUCGAUGAGCUGGAAGAGAUGUUCGAGAUCAAAGGACAGUUAAAGCCACGAAACGAAUUCGAAAUCGUCUUUACAGACGACGAAGGGGACAUGAUGCUCAUGGGGGAUGAUCCAUGGCCGGAGUUUUGUAACAUGGUUAAACGCAUCAUGAUAUGUUCAAGUCAAGACGUGAAGAAAAUGAAGGCCGGAAGUAUGCUUCCGUCUACAACCGACAACGAGGCUUCCGAUAAAUGAUAAACACGAAACCGAUUAAUGUUCAAGAUUUCAAGUACCCCUGCUAGUUUUUUUUUUUUUUUUUUUUUUUUUUUUUUUUCGAGUUGUUUCAGGUGCCGGGUUUCACCUAUAAGUUUGGAAGGGUGGGCCUGAAGAUAAUUAAAGUGUAAAGAGGGGAUGGCUGGCUAAGUUGAUGUUUAUUUGUUAGAUGAUUACUGACCCAACCCGACCCGACCCGAACCUCAUGAAGGAAUGGAGUAUGUGAGUAUUUAGGAGUAAGCUAUAUAUAAGUUUGUAUAUUAGAGGUGUGUUUGGAUGUUUUAAUGGUGAUGCUGAUGGGGGGUUUCUCAUGAUUGCAUUGUAUAUAUUAUUAUUAUUAUCUUUAUAUUGACAUUUUAGCUAGCUAGCCAGCCAGCCACCCCUUUGUUUUAUUAUUGUACUUUGUAUCAUGAUUGAAUUGUUAAAGGGCUUUUUGUUGUUAACAAAAAGCUUCCAAACUCAUGACUUCCUUAAGAAAAAGUAAGUUAAACUCU